This is a messenger RNA of Stereum hirsutum FP-91666 SS1, 4282 nucleotides long. RefSeq lists its product as uncharacterized. The transcript is spliced from 3 exons. NCBI's taxonomy places the organism in Eukaryota, Fungi, Basidiomycota, Agaricomycetes, Russulales, Stereaceae. The record is from RefSeq and is a predicted model, not a curated record. Bases 157 to 3504 code for a protein of 1115 amino acids.
GCCCGCUUCACGACUUCGAAUAGGAGAAGAGUGUGGGCUGUGACGGCAAGACAGCUGGAUCUUCACAGGAGCAUUGGCGUCAAGGACUUGCUGCUAUAGUCUGCGGUGAAUCCUAGAGUGUAUAUCGUCCGGGUGAUUGCCUGUAAUGCGGGACACAUGCCAUGCAAUUGGUCAACGACGGCCAAUAUCCUGUCGCAGAGAUUUUUCUCCAGCCAGUUCUCGCCCAACACUACACGUAGACUCAAAUUUCGGCCUAUACGCUCGCCGGCAUCGACAUCGCAAUGGCGUUCACUUGUGACCAUAGCACCUCGCCCAGACCAGCGCCAUGACUCUUACUUCGCCUCUCAUCACAUCCGGUCCCUGGAACCCUCUUUAAGUCACUCUCAUUCCGGACCUCGGCAUGGCCCUGCCGCAUACUCCUCUGCCAGCCACUCUUCCACUAAAGCCGCCUUGAUUCCUGAAGAUCCACCACCUAUCAACAUCGCUGACCUCUCUUCUCAUUGGUCUUCCCCCGCCCUCUCUCGCGCUGGCGCACAAGCCGUCCGCAUGUCCCUCGCCAACAACUCCAUUUUUGACGCAUACCACCUUUGGAAUUCCUUGCGCUGGUCAGUUCACAAUUACGACACUACUCCUGGUCCCAAAGUCAAGUUCGUAGCCCCCACACGUUGUUUCGAGCCUAUUGAUUUUGGCAAGGCCGUCUCUCCUCGCCUCGCAGCUCACGCUCUGGUUCACUUCCACCUCCGAAGAAAGGACCCGAGGAAUGCAGCGAAGGUGGUCAACCAGAUGUUACUGGAUGGGACCGAAUGCAGUGUGAAGACGUUCGAGGCUGUGUUACUCAUGCUGCAUCCAACGAAUUCGGGCGGCGACCGUUCAGUAUUCAACAAGCUCACGAACCACGAGUUGAUUGCCCCGCUGGCAGGCAAAGAGACCAUGAAUCUCAAGAACGUCUUGCCUGAAGAUCCGCUUACUCGAGUCGCCGUUCGUCUACUUCGAGAGGCUCGCAAGCAUCGAUGGCAGCGUACGCAAAUGAUGUACGAUGUCGUUAUUAGCGCCUGCAUCAUCCAAGGCGAAGUCAUCGCGGCUACUCUUCUACUAGGGUUCCUCAUCUACGAUUACCAACUACGCAAGACCUGUGUCCAUAUUGCCGAACAAAGAGUCAGUGCAGCAGAAGUCGAAGGUGUUCUCGCCAAGAAUCUGGACGGUUCGACAACGAUCCCUCGUCGCAAAUCCCGCCACGGUUCUCCACCGCUGCUACCCAUGAUCGGUCCCUCACGAUCCCUCCAAAAUAUCGUCGACCUUAUAGCCGACCCCAUCGCACACGGCCCUGACCAUCCUCUCUUCGCAGACUGCAGCCAGAGCCUUGCCAACGUCGCUGGUUUACUGGAUACCCAACAGCUGCCGACGACCCACAUUGCUCAGCUCAUCACUCUGCUGUCUUCGUACCCGGAGAGCGACCAGAAGGUGUGGGUGAAGAUGAGGAGUGGGCGGCAGGCCUCGUAUAAUGCGUAUCAGUAUUUUCAUGCGGUGCUUGUCAGGCUCAUACGAUCUUUACCUGUGUCGGAACCCCCGCCUCUGCAGCCUUCGAAGACAUACCCAACGCCACUACUAUCCCCUUCGCCUUCUGCGAUCACCACGACAGCCUCUUCGUUCUCCAGAACGUCGAUGACUUCUGAUCCUUUGCCUCGAAGUUCUCUACCUCCAUUGACCCUUUUCCCCUACAACACACUACUACGCUACGCCCUCCAACAUCGGUUUAAUUGGAAUCUCGCACACGUCAUAUUGAAGAAUAUGAUGGAGGAUAGGCAACCGCCGUUGGAACCUGAUGUCACGACGUUCACCAUACUGCUGAGGGCGUGCACGUUGCAGAGGAAGAACGAUGUGGCGCAUGCGAUCUUGACGAUGUUCAGGUUCCCGUCGUAUGGGGCCGAGGAUGAAGACCGGAUUGCGCCGAAGGAGGGUGAAGAGAUGGACCAAGGAGAUUCUCAUGAAGGUGUUAGCCGACCUGUGGCGGAGCCUGACGUCGUAGACGUCUCUUUGGAAGGCUCUUCAGGCGACAUUGUGGUCCAGCCAGUUGAAUCUCAACCCUCAUCAUUCUCGUCGCCAUCUCCAGAAGUGGAGGAGGACCGGAAGAAGGACCCAUACUCUCAGAACCCAUACAAUCCCACCUCCCGAGCUAUAGUCCGCCUCAUCUACAAGAUCAAAUCUCAGACUCCGCAGAUCCCGACACCCUCUGCCGACGUGCACGUCGACACUUCCUUCCUCUGCGCAUUCAUCUCCCACCUCGUCUCCACUGGCCGUCCAGACGCCGUUUCUUCCGUCAUCUUUCUCAUCCUCCCCGAGCUCGGAGCUAUCGAACACCCCUCCUGGGACACGCUCUCCCUCAGCGCUCGCCGCGAACUGCGCGAACAAAACCGCGUACAAUGCGUCAAACGGGCGUCCCAUAUGGGUCCUUAUUUCUUCAGCACGGUGUUGAAUGCCCUUGCGAAGACGGGGAAGACGGGGCUAGCAGAGAGGGUGUGGUUGCUUGCGAAGAAUGCGGAGGCGGCGAGUUGGUUGGAAGAUGCGGAAGUGAGACCGUGGUGUCUUUCGGUACACGCGUAUACUUCCAUGAUGGAGUGUUAUGCGAACGAGGCGAGGAAAGGGCUGGAUCUCAAAACGUUAAGUCCGAGACGACGGGUGGCGCUGAGAUCGUUCAUGCCGGAGCUAGAGUGGGAGACGGGUGGGAAGGCAAGGAAGAAGCGGGUUGUAGGGUGGGCGCAUUAUGUCCAGACGCUCAGGGUGCUGGGAGGGAGUAAGAAGAGUGCGAUGAAAAUCGGGCUAAGGAACGUCACAGGGAAGAAGUUAGGGAGGAUGCUUUACAAGUCUAUGCGCCUUGGUGCUGCCUCCAUCUAUGAAUCGCUCAAGUGGGUUCAGCACCGACAUCGAGACCAGCUUCUGGCUCCAGGCCAAUCCCAAUCCCAGGACUGGUCUCAGACUUCGGACAAGCCUCUGGACCUGGACCAAGACAAGGAGCGGAACCAGGAAGACGAAUUACAAAAUUGGCCUCGGUACAACCUCAGACAGCCCAUCCGACGACACCUGCAGAUCCCAGAACCAGAUGAACGAUUCUUCAAUGCCGUCCUGUCCAUGUACGCACAACGACCAAAUGCACCACAACACAACGCCCGUACUUCUCGAGCACGCUGGAGACGCAAGUUGCGCAGAGCUCGUAGCCAGUAUGCGGAGGGAUACAGGCGGCCGAAGCGGUUAUAUGUUUUGGAGAGCGUCUUGAAGGAUAUGUUGGCUUGCGGGUUUGAGGUGCCAGUGGCGUUCCAUAUACCGUUGAUGGGUGGGGCUGUGGAUCUUAACGCGGUGAAUAAGGUGAGGAGGAAGGCGAUGGUGCGGCCAUAUGCGUUCCCGCCGGUGGGGAGAAGGCAGAGGCUCAGGCCGAGGAAGAUCCCUACGGUGAAGACUAGAGGAUUGCCGAUUGGUUCUACGCGUGCGAGGCGGAGGGAGGUGGACUAGUAUCGAGGACCGUGGCUUCUGAGUAGAUAUUAUAAAGCGCUCUGUCUAUAACAUUAUAUUAUGUAGCUUUAGUAGAUGCUCUGUGCACUCUGGUACCAACCAAAUAGGACAUCCAUCCAUACAGUGGUUACUGCCAUCGAACUGCUACUUCUCUGGGGGGAUAGCUACUGCAUUGGCUGCAACAGCCGCCGCUGAAUGGAAAGGAGACUUGGCAGGCAAAGGUCUCGUCUUCUCCUGCAAAUGCACCACUGUCAUUCUCCUCGUCAACUCUCUCGGUCUCCAUUCCCUCGCCACGUCUGUCACCAUCUCCACCAUCUCCCUCACCUUCUUCCCCAUCUCCUCCGGGCUCACCGUCACCUGCUGUCCCUGCUUCGUCGCCACCACGAGCUCGACUCUUAAUCCCUUCGCGAUCUCCUCUCGCACUUUCUUUAUCUUAUGUGCGACAUCCCCCGGCGCAGCGUUCCACGUCAACUGCACUUCCUUCCCCUCGUUAUGUUUCUUCGAUAGUCGUAGUCGUUUUUUGAGGUGGCGCUCUCGUUCGGAGAGGUCGUGUUUAUUGACGAGUUUGACUAUGGCGAAAGCUUCCGUAUCGUUCCCUGACUCUGGGUUAUAUCGAGGCUCCUCGACGAGUUCCAGGAAAUUGCGACCAUCGGCAAUGAUAGAGUCGAGGAGGGGUUGUAAUGGUUGUGGUUCGCCGAGCUUCUUGGUCUCGGGGUCUACGAGGCGAACCACCUGGUAGGGGAUUUUGCCAUCACGAAAAUGUUCGGUACCCUGUCUG